AUGACACAUGGAAAUGGCACAGAAGUGACUGACUUCUUUCUUCUGGGAUUCAGUGCUCAACACAGGUUUUGGCAUGUACUCUUCAUUGUAUUUCUACUCAUCUACUUGACCUCCAUGGUGGGUAAUAUUGGAAUGAUCCUGCUCAUCAAAGCAGAUUUCAGAUGUCAGACACCCAUGUACUUUUUCCUACAAUAUUUGGCAUUUGUUGAUAUCUGUUACACAUCUGCUAUCACUCCCAAGACGUUGCAAAACAUCAUAUCAGAAAAUAAAUCAAUUUCAUUUAUGGGAUGUAUGAUGCAAUUAUGGGUUUAUGCAAAAUUUGCAACAAAUGACCAUUACCUCCUGGCUGCUAUGGCAAUGGACCAUUAUGAAGCCAUCUAUAACCCACUUCACUAUUCCACAGUCAUGUCCCAGACAGUAUGCAUCUUACUGGUAGCUGGUUCAUAUGUCAUUGGCUCAGUAAACUCCUCUGUACACACAGGUUUAACAUUUUCACUGUACAUUUGCAAAUCCCACAUCAUUAAUCAUUUUUAUGAUGCUCCCCAGAUUCUUGCCUUUUCAUGCUCCGACAUCGGGACAAACAUCAUGCUACUUGUUGUCUUUGUGGGAUUUAACUUGAUGUUCAAUAUGUCAGUUGUCAUCUUCUCUUACAUAUACAUCCUAUCUGCCAUUUUAAAGAUGUCUUCUACUGCAGGGAGGGAAAAAUCCUUUUUGACAUGUGCUUCCCACCUGACAGCAGUUACUGUUUUCUAUGGAACCCUCUCUUACAUGUACUUACAGCCUCAUUCUAAUAAUUAUCAGAACAUGAAAUUUGCUUCCAUAUUUUAUGGAAUUGUGAUUCUCAUGUUGAAUCCCCUGAUCUAUAGCUUGAGAAAUAAGGAAGUAAAAGAGGCUCUAAAAGUAAUUCAGAAAAAGUUCUUCUUGAUUGGACCAAAAUUACUAAAUUCAGCAAAUCAAAGCAUCCAAUACAUGUAA
Messenger RNA from Choloepus didactylus (southern two-toed sloth), 975 nucleotides. RefSeq names its product putative olfactory receptor 5AK3. Gene Ontology annotation, molecular function: olfactory receptor activity; odorant binding; G protein-coupled receptor activity. Gene Ontology annotation, biological process: G protein-coupled receptor signaling pathway; sensory perception of smell. The record is from RefSeq and is a predicted model, not a curated record. The coding region runs from base 1 to 975 and encodes 324 amino acids. Gene Ontology annotation, cellular component: membrane. The transcript has a single exon. Lineage: Eukaryota; Metazoa; Chordata; Mammalia; Pilosa; Megalonychidae.